AUGGUGCUUUUGCAGUGGUGUACUCUUGAACCUUCUGGACAGGGUGGUCUAGCUGCAAUACGGUUCUCUUCGCCUGUACGCGUUCAAACCAUCCGAAUAUUUCCCAAGGAUGCGAAGCCGUUCUUGCAAUGUCCGGAUACUGUCAGCCGUACAGAGCCCCAGGCGUUCUUCUUGGAUGUCCUAUUCAAUGCACAUCCAAUCACUAGCUCAAACGCCAAGGAGAAACCGAAGCCGUCCAACGCUCUUGUUUCGACAUCAAUUGCGUACUCGGGGGGCCAGAAGGAUUUCGGAGUGAAUAUGGGUGCGGAGUACGCUACGCGUCUGAUGAUUGUCAAAGGAGCCUUCCAUUCUGUGUCCAUGGCUAUCUACGGAGAGGUCGUUUCAGACACUCCUGCAGCACCCGAAAUUUAUGAGCCGCGGCCGCUUCCCUCAGCCACCGCAGUACCUCUCGCGCCAGCACUCGACCCUGCCAACGCACGCGAUCCCACCCAACUAGCGCGUCAAUUGCUGAAGCUUAUCCCAGACGCGCCGGAUUUAGAGCUCGUGAUUCGGCUCGUCUUCUGCUUGAAGCCGCCGAACGACGACUGGGAUUUACCCGAGUUUCCCUACCUGCAUCCCGACCUUGACGAGGAUGCUCAUGAUUUUGACCUCGAGAAGGCGUUCAGGUCAACAACGCGUCCUGUGGCUGACGACGUUUCACCAGAGACGUUAUCCAGGUUUGCCGAGAGAGUCGCUCGUUGCGUCAAUGACAAGGACGCCAGCCAAACAUAUCUCGUCGCUGGUAUCUUAUGUCAUGCCGCAUGCCAAACUCCUGCCAUGGCCAGAAGCCUGCUUGAAGCCAUAGACAUUCAGCAGCUCUUCGACGUCUCCACAUUGGAGGACGAAACGGCGCUUCUCAGGCUACUUUAUGCGGCCGCGAAUGCGGAUGUUGCCAAACAACUCGAUACCGACUGGUUCCACGAGGUCCUGUCGUCAAUAUCGGCGAAUCCGAACAACGACGACGCAGUACGAACGGCAGCAAGGCAACUCACGGCCAGGAUAAUAGGCUGGUCGACUCUACAUGACGCGCUAUCAAAUACUCAGGGUGACUUCGUGGCUGCUACUGGUCUGCUCAAGGACUUCGGCAACGAGGACCAAUCGUUUGGCGUCUGGCUUGAGUCCAUGAUCACCCAUGACGACGUGGUCAAUAGUCUGGCCGAAAACCCUGUGCUGUCGGUCACAUUGCCUCAAUUGUUGUCGCACCGCAGCCCAAGCACCACGCCAUCCCAGGAUGAGUUUGUGGCGUUCGUCAGAGCGUAUCUCGGGGUCGCGUGUGUUCUGGCUGUGUAUUCUUGGUCCGAUAGCCUACCGCAUGCGCGUUGCCGGGCACGGACGCUGGGCAUCUUGCGACUCUGGCAAGGUGUGGACGGUUAUCGCGAGAUCGUUAACCACUUGUUGCUCAUACGACAAAUGAUCUUCCGUCUCGAAUGCAUGACGGACGGCGACGAUGACGAAGCUCCCACGCAAGCAAGAAUCGACUCAGAGCAUAUUCUCUUCAACCUUACGAAGACACCUCGCUCUUUCCUACGGCCAAACUUUGUCAAGACGAUCCUUAACAUAGGCAGCUCCAACCUCUACAUCACUGACGACGAGCGAGCGUCUAUGCGUCAAGCGGCUUUCGUUGUCGAUGACGGCUUCAGCGGAGCGGUGGACGAAGUUUUACGGCCACUGGAGCGUCCUCCGGCCUUCGGAAGCCUACGAACAGUCAGGGUUGCGUUAGCAUACCUCAAUAGAGAACUGGACGAGGAUUUGGAGUCCAAAGUUCUGGACGAUUUCUGGGAAGAAGCGAACUGCAGCUUAGUCACUGCCUUGUGCGAUUUGUUUGUACCCACCGUCGAUGAGAUCCGCAGCCACUUCUCCCUCCAUCAGCCUCCACCACAAAGACCGCAGGAUGUUAUGGCUCAACUAUUCUCUACUGCCGACGACAUCCUGCAGCUGCUACUCCGUCUCCUCCCUUCCCAUUCCCUUCCGUCCCGUGCAUUACGGACGGUAACUAUCAACAUCGCUGACUUGUUCUCCUGUGCCGACGCAGCAGACAUGUUAUACUCUCCCUCUAGCGAACCUUCUGCUGCUGCCCAAGCGGCGAGGCAAUCUUGCAUGGAUUUAGCUCAAACACUCGUUCUGCAGGACGCUGCUGCAGCCGGCGGUAAGCCCGGAGCGCAGGUCGUCCUACGCACCCUCUUACAACACGGUCUCAAUAGCGACGGCUUGGACCCCACCCAUCAUCUUCUGCAAGUCUUCUGCCUCCUCGACCACGUCAUGCCAUCCCAGGAUAGUCCCGAGGAACAGCGCAAGCUCUGGAUCCAGCGCGUCAUCCCCAUGAUGUUGCAAGAUCUCCGGGCAUUUUGCCGUGCGUUGGACACGGAGAACAAGGUGCAUUUCGUACGCCGCCUUGUUGAACUCGACCAAGGCACGAUCGGUGUUGGGGAGUGGUUACUAGUGGAGGAGAUCAAGGAUGUGUCACGGGCGAUUCAGUCACUCCUCGAUGACUCGCUCUCCACCUCCCAGCGGUUGAUCGCACAAGCGCAGGUCGCUCUGUUCUUCCGGUUCUUCGGCGACGUACUCCGAGGAUCUCACGCAAGCUGGGUUCUCGAUAGUCUUGCGGCAUCGGAAGAGGCGCCUCAUUUCUUCGCGUCAUCGUUCCUGACAUUGUUUGACCUCAACUUGACCCCGCCAUAUCUCGGAGAGAUCGCGGAUGGCAUCGCGUCCGGAUUCGAGGCUUUCGACAACGAGAUGCGCUUCGCGCUGGUUGUCGCCCUCUGGCGAUCGUUGCAAGCUUCGGAGCUCACUGUCAGCCGUCUGGAAGAACGCUUGCAGCGUUCAAUCAAGAUCCUCGAGACCAUCACUCCUCCCUACCUCGACCCAUCGAAGCUGACUGCUGAGAUCGGACGCCUGAUUCUGGACCUCACGGAACAUCCUGUUCCCGUCGAAGGAGACUCAGCUCAUUUCCUUGUCUCCCUCCUGGAGUGGACCACAAGGACAGCUUCUACGAUUUCUCGUAUAGGCGAGCUGCAUGCCCUCUCCUUCGACCAGUUCACCAAGUUCCAGGAGCGUCUAAAGGCCACGCUAUCCGCAGACUGGGUCGAACGUUUAGACGCGGCGUCGAACGUACUCGUCUUCGGAAGCGGUGACAAUAUGCCCUCGCCACCCAUAGAUUUGUCGGAGAGCGUUGAGUUAUCUGUGCAUGACCUUGAGGACAUCCUACGCCAACAUACCCCUGCUCCCUCUACCCCUCCGCGCCGUGUACUGAAUCAAGACGUAUUCGGUCUUGUAACGGUUUCCCCGCCCACUAUGUUACGCUCUCCGGCAGUGACCGGGCUGACGAAAACCUACCAAAACAACGACUUCAGGCAGCUGCGCCAAUCUUCCGCGCGCGCGAACACAAGCAGGCUCCCGAGCAUGCAUGUGGACGUAGGUGUAGCGAUGGUCGCCUGA
Dichomitus squalens LYAD-421 SS1 is the source of this 3474-nucleotide messenger RNA. RefSeq lists its product as uncharacterized. NCBI's taxonomy places the organism in Eukaryota, Fungi, Basidiomycota, Agaricomycetes, Polyporales, Polyporaceae. The transcript has 6 exons. The record is from RefSeq and is a predicted model, not a curated record. Bases 1 to 3474 code for a protein of 1157 amino acids.